Molecule: messenger RNA, 3957 nt
Organism: Lonchura striata (white-rumped munia)
Lineage: Eukaryota; Metazoa; Chordata; Aves; Passeriformes; Estrildidae
Gene: MRPS33
Product: mitochondrial ribosomal protein S33
Cellular component (GO): mitochondrion
Source: RefSeq, a predicted model, not a curated record
CAGCCCUCGGUCCCGUCCCGACGGGAAGCGGGGCCGGCCCGGCCUGAGGCGAGCGGCGCUCGCCGCGGGCUGAGCUCCGCGGCGGCCUGGUCUUCCCCCCUUGCUCCUGGGAAAUCCAGAAGAAGGUCCACGUGUCUGUGUGUGCCCAGUGCUCCUGGGGAGAUGUCCAGUGUUUCCAGCUACGCCCUUCGCAUGGCCCGGCUGAGUGCCCAGAUAUUCGGCGACGUUGUCAGGCCCACAGACUCCAAAUCCAUGAAGGUGGUGAAGCUGUUCAGCGAGCAGCCCCUGGGCAAGCGGGAGGAGGUGUACAACUGGUACCCCCCUCACAACACCUACUACGCCCUCAUGAAGAAACUCCGCUACUUCGGGCUCUACAGGGAUGAGCAUCAGGACUUCAGGGAGGAGAUGAGGCGACUGAAAAAGCUCCGUGGGAAGGAAAAACCAAAGAAGGGGGAAGGAAAGAGAGCUCUCAAGAAGAAAUAGUGCUGCUUGAACAGUGUAACUGACUUCUCUAGAAAUGCUGGGGAGUGGCUGGAGAAGGCUUGGCAUGUGAGCUGCAUGUGGGGCACAAGAAACACGCUGUGAAAUUGCGGACUCCACCUUGGGAAUGCGUUUGGGUCUUUGAAGUUUUACUGGUUUUGAAUUUCUAUACUUCAAAUAUACUCUAUAUUGCAGCACAGUAAUAAAAAAAGAAGUGCUCAGUGUUUUUCUUGAAACCAGCUGUAGCUGUUUCAGUUUUUCUUGAUCUGGAAAUUGUUUACUUUUCAUUGUCUGUUUUACUUUCUUGAUAUCAACACUUUUGUAUGUGUCCACAAAAAAACAAGGAUUUCUGCUUCUGCAGCUGCUUGUCAAUCUUACCUGUUAUAAUUAGCUUCAUUUCAGGUAUCUCUAGUGCUAUUUUUUAAUGGUUUUUUUAAGGUUUUAGGUUUUUUAAGUUGCUGUUACACUCUGUUGUUCUGUGCUUUUCACUGGACAAUACUUCCCAGACCACUGCCUGCCCACAGCACUCUCAUUGUACCCUAAACUUUCAGAUACUAAAAUAGAAGAGUCUGAAAUACUAAGUAACUAAAUCCAUAUAAUAAUGGAACUAUUAUAUGCAAUAAUUAAAUUUUAAAUAUUUUUUUAUAGUAAACUUAUUCUGAUUGCCUGCAAGACAUGUAUGAAACACCACCUAAGAUGAUGAACAUUUUUAUUCAUUCAAUAGGGGUUUUAUCACUAGGCUUCUUUGGUUGCUACUAUUAAUCAUUGGUGGAGCGACAUAAAUUUGUAACAGCUCUAGCUCACCAAGGUUAUUAAUUGAAGAGGUGCUGAUUGUGUUAAAAGGUGUUUCUGAUGAGCUGCAUAGUUCUUGUUCUGUGUCCUUACUUUAUGUUACCUGCUUUUCAAAGCUCUAAGAGAAGCUGAUUUUAGGAAAUCUACAGUGUUGUAGGAGAAGCACCUGAGUUCUUACCAUAGUUAAACAAAUGCUGUUGAAGUUACUAUUUUAUAUGUACUGCUCUCUAUGGCAGAGUAAGUUUCUCUCUUAUUCUAAUUUAAAAUCCUUUUAGUAACUUAGAACUUUUGCUCAACUGUAAUGUGUUUAAGACAUUUUGUGUUCUGUGUGUUGUCUGUGGGUUGUGACCUGUCUGGUGCUGAAGUACCUGGAGCUUGUGAUGGGCCCUCCAAGAAGUUCGUGGUUCCUGGGACAUGUGUUUGCAGCUGAGGAGAAGGGUCUGGUUCCCUUGAAUUCACCUUUGGGAAGAAGGGCAGCAUGGACUCACAUACUGGGCAGCAAAGAGAAUUAUCCAAGUAGAAAGGUUGCUGCUGUCUGACACUUUCUGCCUAGGAGUGUGAGGGGUGAAGUUGUUAUAUUGCUUGCUUUGGUGAAGAGAAAGACCCAUUCUGAACCUCUUCAGCAGAGCUACUGCAGCAGAUCUGCACAGCUCUUGAUGGCUUCUAAAAUUAAAUCUAAGAUAAACAACGUUUUCCCUGCUAUUUAAGAUGAAAAAUCAAGACCAUCUCUUCUGGUGCUGCAAAACUUAAGGCUUUCACAGUAUAAACACACAAGGGGCCAAAAGUAUGCAUGCAUCAAAAAGGGAAUUGUAGUUCUGUAAAGGAAGUAUGAAUGGCCUUAAACUUUGUGUGUGCGGGCACACUUGGUAAUGAGUAACUUAUAGCAAUAUAUAAAAUACUUGUACAACAUGAUGAAACUGACAGAAGUGCCUGUGAAGUAGGAAAUGUGAGACAAAUGGACUGAAUUGUUAAUUUUCACCUUUUUUGUGCAGCAUUUACAAAAGCAAAUGGAUGGAGGAAAGAAAACCAAACCUUCUGAAAAAGCAUAAGAGAGGUUGCCCUGCCUAAUUUUUCAUUAUUUUUCUUCAGUAAUACUCAUUUGCUAGAACUUCGUCUUUUCAAAAAUGGUUGUUUUCCUUCCCCUAAGUCUUCACCCUAAAAUAAUGAUGACUCAGCCAGUAUUGGAGCAUAUCCUAGUGUUAGCAUAACCCAUUGCUUGCUGGGACCAUUAGCUUUACUAUUUUGUUAGAGAAAAUACAGCCUUCUCCUUUCCAUAGCUGGGAUAGGAAUAGGCACUUUCCUACCUCCCUUAUAACCUGUGCUCUGUCAUUUAAUAGGAAUAGGCAUAGCCUGAAGAAGACUGCAUUUCAUUAAUCACAUGGACUAGACAGAUUGGGAGUCAAUCCUGAAGCAUCACACAAGGUAUAAUGCAUUAGGUAUAUUUAGGAGAGGAAGGAGAGUUCCAGCCAUGUUCUGAGGGGUAAGGAUAGGAACAUUAUGCCUUAUACAGUUAUUGGUAUAAUGGUGUUUUAUGUACAUCCAUUUCAUGUAUGGAUUACCAAGUUUAACUUGAUCUUUAUUUUCAGUUUUCCCCUUAAAAUGAUUUUUUUCACCAUUAAAACUGCUGUUUUGUUACAAAAUUCACUCUUUUCCUGAGGAUAUGAACUGACUGCCCUCAGAAGAUGUAUGUUUUAACUCUUGAUCAAAAUAAACCUGGUUAGCUGACCUCCAAGGGGCUGAGAGUAAAAACUAACCUCUUCCCAAUCCUGAGCAGCUUUACUAAGUGCUACUGUUCCUUUAUUUUGCAGUGCUCUAGCUAUGCCUGUCUUUAAUUAGACUCGUGUGAUGUAUUCAUAGCUGCUGAGCACUGCUGUGAUAAUCACAAGCUAUUUUGUAAACAGGCUGACCCAGUUGCUGUAUAUAUCCUAUAGGGAGUGCAGCUAGUGCCAGAACCUCUUACUAUUGCAAGCCCUGCAGACAGGCAGAAGUUCACUUGCAUGUGACUGUACUUUGUAAUGGUGGAAAGAAGAAAAACCACUCAGUCUUGCUUUUUGGCAGACCUACCAGUGUGUUAAAAUAUCUGUGCUCUGCUCAGAAAAGUAGUAACUUGAACAACGUUUCUCCUAAUGUGGAAAGAGUCUAUUCUACUAAUUAAAACAGCGUGCUGAGUUUACACAGCUCUGAGUGAAAUGCACCCGAAUUUCUCUAAGGUUUUAGAUAAAUGCUUUGUCUUGCUUGCCUUUUCUUCCCCAAGAGUAAAAUUAGAAUAAUGAUCACUUAGUGAACAGCAUCAUGAGGUUAAGCUGCUUCGAGGAUGGGAGUUUACCCCAGGAGAACCCUGUAAUGGGCAGCUUAGUCUGGCUUCUCUGGUAGGACUUGUAGCUCUGUUGUUUCAGAGCGAUGGUUGUAUACAACAGCUGAGGACAUUUUUAACACAUUAGAGAAGCUGUGGUAUGUUACUUGGGUUGCUGUUCUGUAUUAAAUGUUUAAAAUGUCAAGUGCUGAAAAAAUCUUGAUUUGGUCAGAAAGUAAGAAUAAAAGAAAAUCACAAUUAUGUCUUAAACUAUAAAUAUUUUUUGAAAAUUUGAAGUAUCUAUGUACAUCUUCCUCUACCAAUUUGAGUUUGAAGCCUUAUUUUAGGAUAAUUUAGAAAAACAAUCAACAAAGACUGAAAAGAUUCACAAA